Eubalaena glacialis (North Atlantic right whale) is the source of this 2411-nucleotide messenger RNA. RefSeq names its product galactose mutarotase (gene GALM). Lineage: Eukaryota; Metazoa; Chordata; Mammalia; Artiodactyla; Balaenidae. The coding region runs from base 329 to 1324 and encodes 331 amino acids. The record is from RefSeq and is a predicted model, not a curated record. Gene Ontology annotation, biological process: glucose metabolic process; beta-D-galactose catabolic process via UDP-galactose, Leloir pathway. The transcript has 8 exons. Gene Ontology annotation, molecular function: carbohydrate binding; aldose 1-epimerase activity.
GUGAGCCCCAGAGCAUAUUUUGUCACUUAGCGGCGGCUCUCCUCAGGACCCAGGCGAAGAGAGCCCUGGGCGGAACCAACGCCACCAUCCUGUGAUCGUGACCAGCGCGCGGAUGCUGCGGGCAGGGGGCUGAAGGGAGCGGGUCGUCAGACGCCGGCCAGCCGCCCGAGGAGUGAAAACUAACAAAGGGCUAAUCGUGCACCAGAGCCCCCCGGAGCGGAAGCAACGCCUCCCCGCCUCCCCCGCCCCGCGACCCUCCCCAAGUUCGGGCCGGCAGUGGACUCAAUGCGGGGCCUGCGGCCAGGCCGGGACCGGAUUCGCGAUCGGGAUGCUGGAAACAGAUGCUGUUAUCAGGCACAUCUGCUUUGGGGCUGGAGCUGCCACUGUGUUUGGCCUCUUCAAAAAAAUAACAAUUUGUGACAGAUCUGCAAAAAUAAAUAUAUUGACCCUAGAAGGAUAUCUGGUAUAUGACCAGACAAUGACAGGGUACCUCCAAAAGCAGCCCUACUUUGGAGCAGUGGUUGGCAGGGUGGCCAACCGAAUUGCCAAAGGAACAUUCACGUUGGACGGGAAGGAGUAUCAGCUGGCCAUUAACAACGGGCCCAACAGCCUGCAUGGAGGAGUCAGAGGGUUUGAUAAGGUCCUCUGGACCCCUCAGGUGCUGUCAAAUGGAGUCGAGUUCUCACGGGUCAGUCCAGAUGGUGAGGAAGGCUACCCUGGAGAGUUAAAAGUCUGGGUGACGUAUACACUGGAUGGCGGGGAGCUCGUGAUCAACUACCGAGCACAGGCCAGUCAGACCACUCCGGUCAAUCUGACCAACCAUUCUUACUUCAACCUGGCAGGCCAGGGUUCCCCGAAUAUAUAUGACCAUGAAGUCACUAUAGAAGCUGAUGCUUUUUUGCCUGUGGAUGAAACCCUGAUUCCUACAGGAGAAGUUGCUCCAGUGCAGGGAACUGCAUUUGACCUGAGGAAGCCAGUGGAGCUUGGAAAACACCUGCAGGAGUUCCACAUGAAUGGCUUUGACCACAAUUUCUGUCUGAAGGGAUCUAAAGAAAAGCGUUUUUGUGCACGGGUCCAUCAUGCUGGAAGCGGGCGGGUACUGGAAGUGUACACCACCCAGCCGGGUGUCCAGUUUUAUACGGGCAACUUCCUGGAUGGCACACUGAAGGGCAAGAGUGGAGCAGUCUAUCCCAAACACUCCGGUUUCUGCCUUGAGACCCAGAACUGGCCUGAUGCAGUCAAUCAGCCCCACUUCCCUCCUGUGUUGCUGAAGCCUGGUGAGGAGUAUGACCACACCACUUGGUUCAAGUUUUCUGUGGCUUAAGGAAGUGUAAAGAUGUGACCUGCUCCAGGGCCAGGCUGGGAGCCCCUUCAGCAGCCUGUCACCUAUGCAGAGAUGAGAUGAAGAUUUAGAGGCUUUAAAAGUGAUCCUGUGAAUUAAAAUCAUACAAAUGGUAGCUGUCAUGAUAGUCAGUCUGAAUAGAUUCCUUCCCAAAGACUGGCUCCAGGCCAGGUCUAAAGAUCAGCUCUGUUCUCCGUGCAGUGAAGAGGACCCAGCCAUCAAUGUCAUCAUCUAAGCCUUGACCGUAGCCCAGAAGUGGUAACUGAGCUCCUUGUGUUGGCUCCAUCUCGCCAUUCUGCCUCUUUCUUUUCUACUUUUCACCCUUUCUUUCUUUGAUCCUACUCUCAUUCCUUUUCUUUUUCCUCCUUCUCUACCUUACACCACCUUGCACUGUGCACUUUGGAGUUUUCAUAGGUCACUUAGCUCAUUCAACCUGCUGGCAGAAGGACCUCUCUGCCCCGAUACGGCAACAGAUAAUGGAGAAGUGAGCCAGCUGAGGCUUAGAGGGGAUAAAUGACCCACCUAAAGGCACAGAGCUAGGAAAAAUUUUAGCCAGGACUCGAGGUCAGGUCAUGUGAGUUCAAGUCCCCUUUGCCUCCACUCGUCUUCCAGAGCAUUCCGAGUGUCACUGAUGGGCAAAGGGGGGUCUGACCCUCACUCUGUUAGAGCCAUCCUUUCUUCCCAGAUUCACUUUUAUAAGAAGCUUUAGUCUGUCUCUGAGCCUACAGAUGGUGUGACUUAAAGUGCAAGAUCAAAAUGUCCAGGAAGAAUCUGUAAAUUUGAUUCUCUGCCUUUGGGGUUAACUGAGAAAGCCCAGCCCAGCCAAGGCAUGGGAAGGAAGCCAUGGAGACAGGAGUUGUGUUAGUGUGAGGAGGGCCUUGACUGAGGAUUGCACAUUGCACCGAGAACAGAUGUUGUGUUACGUAGAUCAGCCUGGGCUUCCCUCCUUUCCUGAAUAACUGAAUCAUCAGUGAUGGGUUUGGGUUGGUGGUUUUUAGAGAAAUGUAUCUUAUACUAUUAUACACUAAUAAUCGGUUGAAAUAAAAUCAAAAUCUGCAUCUUCAGAAAA